AUGGCCGCAUCCACCCUGUCCAUCUGCUCCAGCGACCGGAGCUACGGCAGCUGCGUCUGCCUGCCCGGCUCCUGUGACUCCUGCCCCGACUCCUGGCAGGUGGACGACUGCCCAGAGAGCUGCUGUGAGCCCCCCUGCUGUGCUCCCACCUGCUGUGUCCCCACCUGCUGUGUCCCUACCUGCUGUGUCCCCACCUGCUGUGCCCCCACCUGUGACCCCAGCUGCUGUGAACCCACCUGGUGUGACUCCAGCUGCUGUGAACCCACCUGCUGUGACCCCAGCUGCUGCGCCCCAGACUCCUGCCUAACCCUCAUCUGCACCCCUGCAAGCUGCGGGUCCAGCCCCUGCCAACCAGCCUGCACCAGCUCCUGCCAGCCCUCCUGCUGCAGCUCCUCCCCCUGCCGGGAAGACUGCUGUGUGUCUGUCUGCUGCACCCCUGUCUGCUGCAAGCCCGUCUGCUGCACCCCUGUCUGCUGCAAGCCCGUCUGCUGCACCCCUGUCUGCUGCAAGCCCGUCUGCUGCACUCCUGUCUGCUGCACCCCUGUCUGCUGCAAGCCCGUCUGCUGCACCCCUGUCUGCUCUGGGCCCUCCCCCUGCUCGGCCCCCUCCUGCUGCCAGCCCAGCCCCUGCUCCUCGUCCUGCUGCAGACCGUCCUCCUGCGUGUCCCUGCUCUGCUGCCCUGUGGGCUACCGCCAGGCCUGCUGCGUGCCCGCCUCAGCCCAGAAGUCCUGCUGCUGA
Lontra canadensis (Northern American river otter) is the source of this 738-nucleotide messenger RNA. RefSeq names its product keratin-associated protein 10-8-like. Lineage: Eukaryota; Metazoa; Chordata; Mammalia; Carnivora; Mustelidae. The coding region runs from base 1 to 738 and encodes 245 amino acids. Gene Ontology annotation, cellular component: keratin filament. The record is from RefSeq and is a predicted model, not a curated record. The transcript has a single exon.